UCAUAUUUUCAAACAUUAAUUUGUUUCUCGCUCCUAUAAUUAUUCUUCCACACGUUAAUUUGCCUUCAAAAUCAUCAAUACAUCCAUUUUACCAUUUGCAUUAUACACAUCUCUUCAAAUCUUUUACUCAAAUUCUUGAAUGUUUCUGAAAUUGUAUCAAAACCAGCUGCCGCCGCCGUUGACUUGCGCCAACUCCACCGCGAGAUCAGGCGAUUUCUACCACACAGUUUUGGAGGAAAUUCAAUUUCUGAGCUAAGUUUGUGGAAGCAAUUUUGUUUCAACGAUCAGCAGAUUAUUUGGAUAUGGCGGCUUAUGGUGCGGCGGAUUCUCUCAAGAAUACGAUUCAGCGUAUUCUACAAUCGUCUCGCAUUUCUCUCGUUUCCCGAUCUCCACAAAUCUUACUACCUGCCUACGAUGAGAUGGAUCGAUUGCAGAAACUUCUGCUAAAAUUGGACGACACCAGCUGCAGCAAGAUCAGGACGAAGGUGAAUGGUGUGGAUGAACGAAUCAAAGAGGUAGUUUGGGAAUUUGAAGAUUUACUCGAAUCACAUGUCUUACAUCAGGUUCUUCCACAACUCGAAAGCGAGAGAGACAGCUCAUUCCCUGUAGAGCUGCAGAGUCUGCAACACCAUGUUGAUUGCUUCGUCGAGAAGAUAAAGAUGAUGGAGGAGGAAUACACUUAUGAAAUGGAUAAUAUGGCUGAAGAAGAAGGCGAGCCUAUUUCUUCAAGAAUUGAUUUUGGCGGAAUCAACUCAAAGAUGGUUGGAUUAUCUCACCAUUUUGAAAAAGCCAGAGAUUAUCUUCUUGAAGAAAAUAACAAGCAACCCUAUUCGAUUGUUGGGAUGGCGGGCGUUGGAAAGACAACUCUUGCUAAGCAUAUUUUUGAAUAUCCAUCAAUUCGGAGCCAUUUUGAGUUUCGAGCAUGGGUCAAAGUGGGCAGAACAUGUGAAUUUAAUGAACUAUUACGAUGCCUUCUAUCUCAAGUGGAUCCCAACGCUUACCAAAUACUUAUCCAAGGAGAUGAUGAUGAGGCAAAAUUAGUCCGAAUUCUGAAAGAAAGAUUAAAAAACAAGAAAUGUCUCAUCGUGUUGGAUGAUGUUUGGGAGAUGCAAGCAGCAGAUCGCUUUAGAAAUUUCUUGCGAGAAGGGAAUAUUGUUGGGAGGAUUCAAUUCUUACUUACAAGUAGACAAGCAAUAGUAUGCGCGGAGGAUGGGUACCAAAGAGUGCGCUUGUUGAAUGAAGAAGAAAGUAAGAAAUUACUUGGUGAGAAGGUUUUUGGUGAAGAGGGUUUCCCUCCUCAACUUGAGAAACUCGGAGAAAAGAUUGCCAAAAAAUGUGAAGGCCUUCCUCUUAUGAUAGUCACAGUUGCAGAGCUCCUAUCAAAAGCUGACAAGACCCCAGAAUACUGGACUGAGGUACUCAUCAAACAGCGUAGUUCAGUCUUUGUGGAUGCAUAUAAUCAAAUAUCAGAGGUACUUUUCCCAAGCUAUGAUUACUUACCCCAAUAUUUAAAAAUGUUAUUUCUCUACAUGGGAGCUUUCCGUCCAUAUUUGAAUAUUGAGCUAAUGGCGCUCGGUGCUAUGUUGAGAACCGAUGUGUUUCUUGAACCGACUGGAGAUGAAAGUUUUGAACAUUUUUGGAAGACAUGCUCGGAAAAGCUUUCGAUGUGGUAUCAUCUUCUUCUCGACACAUCACAGGAGGAUGAACAUUUGUUUUGGGAUAGAAAGUAUCGUGUGCAUUCUUGUUGGCAGCACGUGUGUAGGGUAGAAGCUAGUAGGAUCAAGUUUUUGCAUGUCUUACAAAGUUGUGAUGAUAUUAUAAAAGACCAGCGCCGCUUGUGUGCCCAUUGGAACAGUUUAUUAUGCUUCAAACAAGUGUGUGAUUCUAUAAAAAGUGAUUGUGCAUCCAUUGUCCGUUCUCUCCUUUGUUAUGGUCCUUAUCACCCAUAUCCACUGCCAAUACAUGCCAUGGGUUUCAAGUUGCUCAGGGUACUAUAUGCUUCUCGUGUCCGAUUUUUUCAUAUCCCAAUUGAAAUUUUCAAACUAGUUUGUCUACGAUAUCUUGCCAUAACUUACAACGGUGACCCCCCUGCUUACAUAUCCAACCUUUUUCAGCUUCAAUUCUUGGUUAUUUCUAGACAUAUGUUCAUUAAAAAGCGUGGAGUUCAGCCAUACAUGCCUGUGCAAAUUUGGGACAUGCAAGAACUAGAGCUUAUUAAGAUUUGGGGAAGUGACCUACCAACCCCUAAUACUAAUGAUGCUACCUUGAACAAACUCUUCUCACUUCUUGGUGUGAGUGCAAACAGUUGUACAAGAGAAGUUCUUAAAAGAAUUCCUAAUUUAGUGGAGUUGGGGAUUGGAGUGGAGUUGAAGCCUUAUGAUGAUGAUGAAACCAACCCAUUGAGUUCUUUGAGUUAUAUAUCAGAACUCCAGAAUUUGGAAAUGCUUACAUAUCAAAUCGCGAAUCCGGAGAUAAAGCUUGAGUUUCCUACUAUUCUUCAUCUUUCAAUGUUCCCAUCAAGUCUCACAGUGUUAAAUUUGAGUGGGUUGGGAUAUCCUUGGGGGUCUCUAAAUGACAUUGGUUCACUGCUGCCAAAACUCGAGUUUCUCGAAUUAAAAUGCUAUGCCUUUCGAGGCCUAUUGUGGGAAAUAAAACCAGGAAGUUUCUUGAAACUUAUUGAACUUCGAAUUGAAGAUAGCGAUUUGGUGCAAUGGAGACCUCAACGUGGAAGCCUCCCGAGGCUUCGUACACUAAGGAUGAAACACUGCUACAAAUUGCAACAACUCGAUUUGUCGGAUGAUCAGUCUUCGAUCAAGACCAUUGAAUUAGUGGAGUGCAAUCCUUUAGCUGUGGCUUGUGCCAAUCAAUUAAAAGAUAAGUUUUCCUUCAAACUUAUUGUCGAUUCUUCUUUCUGAGCUCAAGUGACUCUGCAACUUGCCUGACAGGCAAAUGGGAGAGCUGAAGGUGUCAGACGCUGCAUUAUCCCACAAUGUAGAUUGUAUCACGUUGUCGUCUGAAUUUAAGGAUUGUAACUUGACAUUUUCAGAUUCUGGCAAUAUACUAAUUAAACAAGCUGUUAGAAUCAGAGCAGAGCAGUUGAGUUUCUUGUCUUUGUUGUCUAUGAGCAAAAUUCUUGUAGUGUCUGAGAUGAAUUCAUAAAAUUGGCUCUCUUGAUUUGUUGGUUACCAAUUGCGAUUACA
Molecule: messenger RNA, 3200 nt
Organism: Salvia miltiorrhiza (redroot sage)
Lineage: Eukaryota; Viridiplantae; Streptophyta; Magnoliopsida; Lamiales; Lamiaceae
Product: putative late blight resistance protein homolog R1B-17
Exons: 3
Coding region: 303-2915 (870 amino acids)
Biological process (GO): defense response to other organism
Molecular function (GO): ADP binding
Source: RefSeq, a predicted model, not a curated record